AUGGCGGGCGACUCGGUCGUCAAUAACCUCUACGAGACGGCGUCGCAGCCCGACACUGGCGGCGACGCGUAUACCUUCCUCGAGUUCAACACCCAGGGGGACGACUACGACUACCCCGAGUUCCGGGAGCUCUCCCAGCCUACCCGAUCCUCGGCCUGGCCUCAUCCGGCGACACCGGAUGCCGUGCCGGACAGCCCCGCCUCCGAUCUACCGGCCUCCGACGCCGGCGCGGGAUCGUCGGCUUCCCCCUCGACAUCGGUCUCGUCCUCCAAGGGCAGGGGAGGGGCCGGUAAUCAGGUGGCGGCCGUUGAUGCCCUCGCGGCGGGUAUGAGCGGGCUCAGCUUCGAGGAGACAGGGGAGGAUGAGAAUUACGAUUAUGGGAAGGGGGAUUUCAUAGAGCAUGCGUGCCGGUAUUGUGGGGUGCAGAACCCAGCAUGUGUCGUAAGGUGCAACAUCCCGUCAUGCCGGAAAUGGUUCUGCAACUCGAGGGGAAAUACAUCGGGAUCCCACAUCGUCAAUCACCUGGUUCGAGCAAAACACAAAGAAGUUUGUCUCCACAAAGACAGCCCAUUGGGAGAAACAAUCCUCGAAUGCUAUAACUGUGGUUGCCGUAAUGUUUUUCUUCUUGGCUUUAUCUCUGCAAAAACAGAGAGUGUUGUUGUUCUCUUGUGCAGAGAACCAUGUUUGAGUGUCAAUGCAUUGAAAGACAUGAAUUGGGAUCUCAGCCAAUGGUGUCCACUCAUUGAUGAUCGGUGUUUCCUUCCUUGGCUUGUUAAGGUCCCUUCUGAACAGGAACAGCUGAGAGCGCGGCAAAUUAGUGCUCAGCAAAUUAACAAAGUGGAAGAGCUGUGGAAAACAAACCCUGAUGCUACUUUAGAAGAUCUUGAGAAGCCUGGAGUAGAUGAUGAGCCUCAGCCUGUAGCUUUGAAGUAUGAAGAUGCUUAUCAGUAUCAAAACGUCUUUGCACCACUCAUCAAGCUUGAAGCUGAUUAUGAUAAGAUGAUGAAAGAGUCACAGAGUAAAGAUAAUGUGACAGUACGAUGGGAUAUUGGUCUUAACAAGAAGCGUGUUGCUUAUUUUGUCUUUCCCAAGGAAGAUAAUGAACUAAGGCUUGUUCCGGGUGAUGAGUUGCGGUUGCGUUAUUCAGGAGAUGCAGCUCAUCCUGCAUGGCAGUCUGUGGGACAUGUGAUCAAGCUAACUGCCCAGGAGGAGGUAGCACUUGAACUUCGUGCUAGUCAGGGAGUUCCUGUUGACUUGAGCCAUGGCUUUAGUGUGGAUUUUGUUUGGAAGAGUACAAGCUUUGAUCGGAUGCAAGGGGCCAUGAAAACUUUUGCCGUGGAUGAAACCAGUGUCAGUGGGUACAUAUACCAUCACCUUUUAGGUCAUGAAGUUGAACUUCAAAUAGUUCGUAACACACUACCCCGCCGCUUUGGUGCUCCUGGCCUUCCAGAGCUAAAUGCAUCCCAGGUUUUUGCUGUGAAAAGUGUCCUUCAGAAACCAAUUAGUUUGAUACAGGGCCCCCCUGGCACAGGGAAAACUGUCACAUCUGCAGCAAUUGUAUACCACAUGGCUAAACAAGGACAAGGGCAGGUCCUGGUAUGUGCUCCAAGUAAUGUGGCUGUUGACCAACUGGCUGACAAGAUAAGCUCAACUGGAUUGAAGGUUGUUAGGCUUUGUGCGAAAUCAAGAGAAGCUGUUAUGUCUCCAGUGGAGCAUCUAACACUUCACUAUCAGGUUCGACAUCUUGAUACAUCUGAAAAGAGUGAACUUCAUAUGCUCCAACAGCUGAAGGAUGAACAAGGUGAAUUAUCAAGCAGUGAUGAAAAAAAGUUUAAGGCAUUGAAAAGGGCCACUGAGAGGGAGAUAUUACAGAAUGCUGAUGUCAUUUGUUGCACCUGUGUUGGUGCUGGAGAUCCUCGGCUAGCAAACUUCCGAUUCCGCCAGGUUCUUAUUGAUGAGUCUACCCAAGCAACAGAACCUGAGUGUCUUAUUCCUUUAGUUCUUGGGGUCAAACAGGUUGUUCUUGUUGGAGAUCAUUGUCAGCUUGGUCCAGUAAUAAUGUGUAAAAAGGCAGCUCGUGCUGGGUUAGCCCAGUCUCUUUUUGAGCGCCUUGUCCUUCUUGGUCUUAAACCAUUCAGACUGCAGGUCCAAUAUCGGAUGCAUCCUUCCCUCUCAGAAUUUCCUUCUAAUAGCUUCUAUGAGGGUACCCUUCAAAAUGGAGUGACGAUAAAUGAAAGGCAAUCAUCUGGUAUUGAUUUUCCUUGGCCGGUUCCCAAUCGUCCUAUGUUCUUUUAUGUCCAGAUGGGACAAGAGGAGAUAAGUGCAAGUGGAACAUCCUACCUAAAUAGAACUGAGGCUGCAAAUGUUGAAAAAAUUGUUACUACGUUUUUGAGGAGUGGAGUCAUACCUAGUCAGAUUGGUGUUAUAACGCCAUAUGAAGGACAGAGGGCUUAUAUCGUUAAUCACAUGUCAAGGAAUGGUGCUCUUAGGCAACAGCUCUAUAAGGAAAUUGAGGUUGCCAGUGUUGACUCCUUCCAAGGUAGAGAAAAAGAUUACAUUAUUUUGUCCUGCGUAAGGAGCAACGAACAUCAGGGUAUCGGAUUUCUUAAUGAUCCACGUAGAUUGAAUGUUGCACUAACUCGAGCUCGUUAUGGCAUUGUUAUUUUGGGGAAUCCAAAAGUCCUUAGCAAACAACCAUUAUGGAAUGGCUUAUUGACACAUUACAAGGAGCAUGAAUGCCUCGUGGAAGGGCCACUGAAUAACUUGAAGCAAAGUAUGAUACAAUUUCAAAAGCCCAAAAAGAUUUACAGUGACCGCAGACUUUUUGGGGGUGGUCCAGGGAUUGCGCAUGCCGAUAACUUUGGGUCCCUCAGUUCUUCGAGCCCUAAUGCCGAUAAGAGAAGUGGACGUGGUAAAGGUCACUCUUAUAUGCCAUUUGGUCCACCAAAUGGUACUCAUAAGCCUGGUGUGCACCCAGUAGGAUAUCCCCUACCUCGAAUCCCCGUUCCACCUUUCCCUGGAGGUCCCCACUCUCAACCGUAUGCAAUUCCAACUCGUGGAGCUGUUCAUGGACCUAUUGGAGCUGUUCCACAGGUCCCUCAACCUGGGAAUAGGGGUUUUGGGGCUGGUCGUGGUAAUGCUGGUGGUCCUAUUGGUGGCCACCUUGCACAUCAGCAAACCUCACAACAAGCUUUGGGUGGUAUUGGUUCUGCUUUUAAUUUCCCUGCCUUGGACAAUCCUAACAGUCAGCCUUCUGCUGGGGGUCCAUUAUCCCAAACUGGACUGAUGACACAGGUUCCAGUUCAAGGUCUUAGUCAAACUUUUCGUGAAGGUUUUUCUAUAGGUGGCAUGUCUCAGGACUUUUUGGGGGAUGACUUUAAAAGCCAAGGAUCACAUGUUGCAUAUAAUGUGGCAGAUUUCUCAACACAGGCUUCUCAGAGUGGUUAUGGUGUUGAUUAUGUUGCUCAAGGACAGGCUGGAUUCCCAGGGAGUUACCUGAACCAGAAUUCACAGCCAGGAUAUCCCCCCCAUCUGGGCACUGGAAAUGACUUCAUGACUCAGGACUAUAUGCCUCAUGGAUCACAAGGUCUUUUCACCCAAGCAGGAUUCAAUGACCCUUCACAAGAUGAGUCAUCUCAGAGCCAUUUUAGCAUGGCUGGACCUGCUAUUCAAUCACAGGGCCUGAUGAAUUCUCUCUACUCUCAACCCUUUACUCAUUACAACGCUCAGCCUCAAAAUUUGCAAACUCCGCAGCUGCAAAGUCAGAGCUCACCCAACCAAAAACUUCAUUACAAUGGCUAAGCUACAAGGGGGAUAUCAUUUGUGAUGGGAUACAUUCUUUGCAUCCAGCAACAUGGUUGUGCUGACCUAUCUCUGCAGUCUUGUGCAUAAGAAACUUCGUCUUGGAGGGGUUUGCUUCUCACAAUUACGUCAUAUGUUGCACUAGUUAUGAGAUGACUAUGAUGGUGCGCAUGAAGAUUUGAGAUGGCAAUUGCUACUAGCCUCCCGCACAGCCAGAGCUGAGGAAAGGAUUACCCCAUUUGUUCUUGGUGAAGCUAUGUUGUGUCGAAAGAAGUUUGCCACGGGGAGGAGGCAUCUUGUGCCAAUGAGGAAGGGGUCACCGCAUUUCUGUCCAUGUAGCAAAUGAUGGAGGGUCUGCUGGUGAUAUUGAAUUGUGCAUACACGUGUUCGGACUGCUAGGGUGGGUUUUGAUGAAGAGGAACUGUUAUUCCUGCUUGUUUUCAUAAAAUUAUCCACACAAAAUUAGUGUGCAACAGUGUUGAUAGUUGGUCGAUCCCUUCCGAUCAUUUGCAUCCUCACCUGUCGAUUAAUUAAUGUAUUUCAUGGAUUGGGUUGUUCUUUAACAAAGAAUUGUAGUGAAGGGGCUGGUGCUCUAAACACCUAACCAAGCUCAGAAUUAUGGAUGAGUUGGAUGGUUUGCUUGUCUUCGUUUUUGUUGUUUUUCUUGUGAACAUUAGUUUGGUUA
Molecule: messenger RNA, 4486 nt
Organism: Elaeis guineensis (African oil palm)
Lineage: Eukaryota; Viridiplantae; Streptophyta; Magnoliopsida; Arecales; Arecaceae
Product: regulator of nonsense transcripts 1 homolog
Biological process (GO): nuclear-transcribed mRNA catabolic process, nonsense-mediated decay
Cellular component (GO): cytoplasm
Molecular function (GO): zinc ion binding; ATP binding; hydrolase activity
Source: RefSeq, a predicted model, not a curated record